Messenger RNA from Eufriesea mexicana, 1626 nucleotides. RefSeq names its product serine/threonine-protein kinase hippo (gene hpo). The record is from RefSeq and is a predicted model, not a curated record. Gene Ontology annotation, cellular component: cytoplasm. Gene Ontology annotation, biological process: protein phosphorylation; signal transduction; protein tetramerization. Gene Ontology annotation, molecular function: ATP binding; protein serine/threonine kinase activity. The transcript has 10 exons. Bases 1 to 1626 code for a protein of 541 amino acids. Lineage: Eukaryota; Metazoa; Arthropoda; Insecta; Hymenoptera; Apidae.
AUGCAAUUUUUAUAUGAUGAGAAUAAAAGAAAUAAAUCUAAAUAUUGUUUUCCUAAUUUAAAUAUCUUUUUUAGUGAAUUAAAAAAGUUGUCUGAAGAAAGUUUAACCAGACAACCUGAAGAAGUAUUUGAUAUAAUAUGCAAGUUAGGAGAAGGAUCUUAUGGAUCAGUUUACAAAGCAUUACAUAAGGAAAGUGGGCAAGUACUUGCUAUUAAGCAAGUACCUGUUGACACAGAUUUACAAGAAAUCAUAAAAGAAAUUUCUAUCAUGCAACAAUGUGAUUCUCCAUAUGUUGUUAAAUAUUAUGGAAGCUACUUUAAAAAUACCGAUUUAUGGAUUGUAAUGGAAUAUUGUGGAGCUGGAUCUGUUAGUGAUAUCAUGAGGUUAAGAAAAAAGACCCUUCAAGAAGAUGAAAUAGCAACAAUACUCAGUGACACCUUAAAGGGUUUAGAGUAUCUGCAUUUGAGAAGAAAAAUACAUAGAGAUAUUAAAGCGGGAAAUAUUUUACUCAAUAAUGAAGGGCAUGCUAAAUUGGCUGAUUUUGGUGUAGCGGGACAAUUGACUGAUACAAUGGCAAAGCGUAACACAGUUAUAGGAACUCCAUUUUGGAUGGCUCCAGAAGUAAUACAAGAAAUUGGAUAUGAUUGUGUUGCAGACAUAUGGUCUCUUGGUAUAACAGCUUUAGAGAUGGCAGAAGGCAAACCACCUUAUGGUGAUAUACAUCCAAUGAGAGCAAUAUUUAUGAUUCCAACUAAACCACCACCUAGCUUUAGAGAACCUGAUCAAUGGAGUCCUGAGUUUAUAGAUUUUGUCAGUGGGUGCCUUGUUAAAAAUCCAGAAGAACGAGCUACCGCAACCGAGCUUCUGAAUCACGAAUUUAUAGGUAAUGCCAAGCAACCGAGUAUUUUGAGUCAAAUGAUCGCCGAAGCUCAUGAAAUACGGGAGAAACAAAGUGCACAUCGCGCUCAUGUUAUAAAUAAUGUGGCAAUCAAGAAUCAAAAUCAAGCAGAUGAUUCGGAUGAAGAAGACUGUAGUGGAACAAUGAAACCUCUACCAGAAGAUACAGGAACUUUAGUACCGAGUCACGACCUUCCUGAUACGGGUACACUUGUUUCCGCGAUGUUAGAUUUGGGAACAAUGGUUAUUAACAGCGACACCGAUACCGAAGCAACUAUGAAAAGACACAAUACAGGGUCAGUAGAGUCCGGGAAAAAAUACCGACCAUUAUUUUUAGAUCAUUUUGACAAGAAAGAAGCACCUGAGAUAGGAAAGGGGAAUGGUCAAAUACUUGGGGUACACAAUCAAGAUAAUGAAAAUAAAUUAGAAUUACGAAGCCCUACGGAAUCUCAGAGGUUUCAAAGUCACCUACAAUUACAGCUUAAUCAGAUUUCUCACCCUGUACAAGAUCAACCGCAUAAUAACAUAUCCAAGUUCCAAAAUGUCUUCACAGAACGUGAUUUCGACUUCCUGAAGUUUCUCUCAUACGAGGAACUACAGCAACGUAUGGCUAAUCUGGAUGCAGAAAUGGAAAGAGAGAUUGAUGAACUGAGAAGAAGGUACCAAACGAAGAGACAACCGAUUCUUGACGCCAUGGACACAAAGCGAAAACGUCAGCAAAACUUCUAA